Molecule: messenger RNA, 1425 nt
Organism: Mytilus trossulus (common blue mussel)
Lineage: Eukaryota; Metazoa; Mollusca; Bivalvia; Mytilida; Mytilidae
Product: furin-like protease kpc-1
Exons: 11
Coding region: 1-1425 (474 amino acids)
Biological process (GO): peptide hormone processing
Cellular component (GO): Golgi membrane; trans-Golgi network
Molecular function (GO): serine-type endopeptidase activity
Source: RefSeq, a predicted model, not a curated record
AUGACUGGACACUUCAUUGCUGAGUUUAUCAAUGAAGACGUAUAUCCUUCAAUGAAAGUAGGCGAGGCUUGGAGCGCCAGAUACAAUGGGAGUGGUGUAACGGUUGCAAUAUUAGAUGAUGGUUUGCAGACAGAUCAUUCGGAUCUCGACGCCAACGUGGACACAAUUAAUGAUUAUGACUAUCAGGAUUUGGAUGACUCUCCAAUGCCCCCGAAUGGAAGCAGUCAUGGUACCAAUGUUGCAGGUUUGAUAGCGGCAGAAAGAGAUAACAAUGAAUGUAUUGUAGGAGUAGCAUACGCCAGUAAAAUAAUAGGUGUAAGGCUUAUUGGUAGUUAUGGAAUUACAGACUCGCAAGAGGCACAGGCCCUCAGCCAUUGUAUUGAUAAAGUAGACAUAUAUUCUAAUAGUUGGGGACCGACAGAUGGGUAUGGUUUUUGGGACCCCGGAGUUUUGACAAAAUCUGCAAUACAAGAAGGAGUUAUCAAUGGUAGAAACGGAAAAGGCGUCAUUUACACGUGGGCAGCUGGGAACGGUGGGUCACAAGAUAACUGUAACGCCGAUGGUUAUGUUAAUAGCAUAUAUACUAUAGGAAUAACAAGUGUUCAACAAGGACAAAACGCAUGGUACUCAGAAGUGUGCGCAGCAGCACUAGCCGCUACAUAUGGCGGGAGUGAGCAAGACAGAUAUUUGAUCACAACAUCUAUAUUUUCACAGUGCUCUGAUGACAAUGUUCAAGGAACGUCGUUUUCCACACCGAUUGCAACUGGGAUAAUUGCUCUUACCUUACAAGCCAAUCCAGAACUAACAUGGAGGGACAUUCAACAUCUUAUUGUAUUGACAUCAUCCAGGAAUGGAUUGAACGAUAGCAUUGGUGAUUGGUCAACAAACGGAGCAAACAAAGAAUUCAGUCUUGUACUGGGAUUUGGUUUAAUGAACGCCAUUGCCAUGGUAACCCAAGCUCAAUUAUGGAAUACAGUACCAGAUCAACAGAUAUAUUCUUCUAUAACAAGGAAUCUAUCUUUGAAAACAUCUGGUGAAGCACUUUCAACAGACACUAUAGAAGUGACAACUGAUUGUCCAAUCAGAUUCCUUGAACACGUGACUAUUGAUAUCACAUUUUCCUACAGUAGUUACCGUGGUGUGACAGAGAUUUACCUAUUAUCACCUAGUGCAACCUACAGUAACUUACUACAUGUUAGAAUCAAUGACGCAAAUAAGUUCAGUAAUGCAGGUACACUUUCGUGGACUUUUAUGUCUGUGCAUUUUUGGUGGGAAAAUCCAAUCGGAUCAUGGAACUUAUAUUUUGGAUCAGCUGGUGGUCAUUCUAUUGUGACAUUAGAUUCAUGGUCAUUGACUUUAUAUGGAACUUCUACACAACCUGUCAAUGGUAGGCAAUGCGGUGUUAUUCAUUUGUAUGAUCUAUAG